UGUGGCCCGGCUUCUCUGCCUCUCGCGCUCUCUGGGUCUCUCAGCACCGCCAUGGCCGCUGCUCUGUGCCGCGGCGCCUCUCCCCGCCCCGGCCCGGCGCGGCUGCUGCUGUUGCUCGGAGGUCUCCUGUGCGCAGCCCCGGCGCGGGGCGAGUCGGAGCCGGACCCGGAGCUGGAUCCGCACGCGCGGCACCGUUACAACGCCGAGAUGCUGCGCCACGGCGCCCAGAGCGCCCCGCACUUCGUCAUGUUCUUCGCCCCCUGGUGUGGACACUGUCAACGUCUACAACCAACUUGGAAUGAUCUGGGAGACAAAUACAACAACAUGGAAAAUCCGUCAGUCUAUGUUGUAAAAGUGGAUUGCACUAUAGAUACUCCACUCUGCUCUGAAUUUGGAAUCAGAGGAUACCCCACCCUAAAGCUACUUAAGCCAGGCCAAGAACCUGUGAAAUACCAGGGUCCUAGAGACUUUCAGGCACUGGAAAGCUGGAUGUUGCAGACACUAAAUGAGGAACUGGCUGAGCAAGAAUCUGAUCUGCAACCACCAAAACUUCCGGAACCUAAACAGGGAAUGCAUGAUCUCUCGGCAGCCAAUUUCAAGAUGCAUAUAGCAGAAGGUAAUCACUUUAUCAAAUUCUUUGCCCCUUGGUGUGGCCACUGCAAGGCUUUGGCUCCAACCUGGGAACAGCUGGCCUCAGUUCUUGAACAUUCUGAAACUGUCAAGAUUGGCAAGGUUGACUGUACACAGCAUUAUGAAGUCUGUUCUGAAAACCAAGUUCGUGGAUAUCCCACCCUCCUCUGGUUUAGCAAUGGUGAAAAGGCUGACCAGUAUAAAGGAAAGAGGGAUUUGGAUUCAUUAAAGGAAUAUGUCGAUUCUCAGCUUCAAAAUGCCGAGAAAGCCCCAGAUGCUGAUAAACCAUCUGAAGUUCCACAGCAGCCUGCAGAACCCACUCAUGAUGAGGCUACAGUCCUGUCUCUCUCUGAAAAAGACUUUGACCAAACCAUUGCAAAAGGAGUUACCUUUAUUAAAUUCUAUGCUCCAUGCAUGAAAUCUCUGGGAGAGACUUGUCACCAUCUUUGUCAAUGCCCGAAUCAAGCCUUAAGAUACUCAUGGGCUUCUGUAACCACCAACCUAAGGUGCGGUCACUGUAAGAACUUGGCUCCAACUUGGGAGAACCUCUCCAAAGAACAAUUUCCAGGUUUGACAGAUGUCAAAAUAGCAGAAGUAGAUUGCACCAUCGAACGUAACGUCUGCAACAGAUUUUCUGUGAAUGGUUAUCCAACACUGUUGCUUUUCCGAGCAGGGGAGAAAGUCAGUGAACACAAUGGAGCCAGAGAUCUUGAAACGCUGCAUAAGUUUGUUUUGCGUCAGGCAAGGGAUGAAUUGUAAAACACACAUGGAUACUUCUGCCCUGACAGUUCUUGUACACUAAUGGGGAGACUUAAAUCAAGUUAGUUAUUGAUUUUCAAAGGGUGGGGUUGGUUUUUUGUUGUUUUUGAAAACUGAAUGUACUGACUUGUGGUAUCUUCCUUGUGUGUGUGUGUUUUAAAGCCACACCGUACUGACUUUUUCAUUGUUUGUCAAGGAAAACUGGUAACAAGUAGUUACUGUGCAAAUUGAGUAUUUUCAGCAUCAGUAUUACUACAUUUCUACCUUCCCCUGUUGAGAUAUAAAUGGUUUUCUUUGAGCCUAAAAUAGAUGAGGAAAAUCAAGUUAAGGGACUGGGUAAACUAUUUUUGUCUUCAGGUUGAAUUUGGGUAAAGGCUUGCUACCAAAGUACAGCUUAUAAAGUGCUCACCAUUACUAGAAAGGUGCAAGCCACAGCUAUAUUAAUAAAUGUUGCAUUUUCAACUGAAGCUAAAAACUCUGUCUUAAUAUAGCAGCUGGUCAAAAAAUGGGAGGUUGAAAAAGAAAACACACCUCUUUGGAAGAUACCAGGCCACUACUAGCUGCUUGUUUCCUGUUAAUAUUUCUCUAGUCAUGGGAGGCCCUAGCCAUUAUGAAAGUAGUGGUACUUUUACUACAUGCCUGAAUAUUACUGAUGCCAUAGGAGAUGGGGGAUUUUGUAACAGUUCAAACAGGACACUUCUCUUCACUGCUAGAGGAGAGGAUGCUAUCAUAACAACCACUUAAUUAUUUUCCAAGAGAUGUCUACCUCUAACACAUUUAGAAACAACUGGUUGCAAAUAAUUUUCUGUACCAUAUUUCUCUUGCCCCAGUUUACUGCUAGAACCACUCAUCUGACUUAAGCAGCAGGAGCAGAUGAACUCAUGGGGUUUAUUUAAUAAGCAGAUUGAUACUUCAAAAGUGUUUCUUGUUCCUCAAACUGAGAAGCAAAACUCCUCUUCAGUACCACUGCAAUUCAGUUCCUGUUGCUGCCUUUAAAUGGGAGGACCAUACACUUGGUUGCCUUGAAUGAUGACCUACCUGAUUGUGUGAGGUGUUCUAAUACAUUAAAGCCAAAGAAUUUACAAUGCAGACACCGUUAGUUUACUAAUGUAGCUGUAUCUUUUCUUCUAAAGGGCUAAAUUCUGCCCUCAUUCAUGCAUCAAAAUUCACUGACAUCUCUGGGAAUUACGUGUGUCAGCACUUUGCUCUAAGUCAAGCUGUUGUUUUGUGUCCAUAUGUAAUAGUGAAAAUUCUCUUUAAAUCAGUAACUUACUCUUUCUGGCAAGGACCACAGGUUCUGUUCAAACUGAAAUUGGGUAAGCAUGGAAAGUGUACAAUGAGGGCUAAAUAUUGUAUGGCAGAUAAAAUGUAUAGACAUCUGCUUUAAAGGAAGCCUUUAUUAAUGUUUUUUAAAACUCUUGUGAAGCACAAUCUCAUGAGUAGCCCAAGCUUUGGCUUAUGAGUUUCUUGUAUAAAAUCAAAGUAGUACAAUUGUUUACACUGAGACUUUCUAAAUAAAUUUUUUUUUAAAAAAA
Messenger RNA from Chelonoidis abingdonii (Abingdon island giant tortoise), 2924 nucleotides. RefSeq names its product thioredoxin domain containing 5 (gene TXNDC5). Lineage: Eukaryota; Metazoa; Chordata; Testudines; Testudinidae. Gene Ontology annotation, cellular component: endoplasmic reticulum. Gene Ontology annotation, molecular function: protein disulfide isomerase activity. The record is from RefSeq and is a predicted model, not a curated record. Gene Ontology annotation, biological process: protein folding.